AUGUCUGAUCAAGACUUUCUUCCAAGUAAAUACAGUGAGUUGAGAAGUAUCUAUGAAUAUUAUAUAGAUUCAUAUAAUGAAUUGUAUCAGCUAAAAACUAUAAAAGAAGAAGAAUUACGCCAAAUUUACAAUUUGAUCAAAAUAGAAUUGAUCGAUUCAAAGAUAUAUCCUUCCAAAAAGAUUAUAAAAGACAUUUUUUAUAUUAUUCCAUAUAAUAAUCGUUACACAAAGUCAUAUUUAUCACUUACCAAACUCAUUUGUGAUGAUUAUCAUGUGGAAGAGGUCAAAGAUAUUCCAACUAUCUCUAACUACAUGUUCUAUAAAGAAUAUGGGAUCAUUUUAGACAAAUCUGAAGAUUUCGAAAAAAUUAAAUUUAUGAAUAUAGAUAUUCAUUCAGAGAACACAAUUUACAAAGCAAUUAUGCAUAAUGAUCUAGAAAGAUUCAUUACAUUUACAGAAAUCGAAGGAUUUAAUAAAGAUAAAAAACUGCGAAGCGAUUUAUAUCCAUAUUUUAUUAAGGGAUAUUCUUUACUUGAAUUAUGUUGUUAUCACGGAUCAGUUGAUUGUUUCAAGUUAUUAAGAUCUAAAUUUAACUCAGAAAUAACUCAAAAAUGCCUUCAAUUUUCAUUUUUAGGAGGGAAUCCAGAGAUCAUGAGUGAAUGUUUGAAACAUCAAACACCAGAUGAAUUUUGCAUGAAAUAUGCAAUUAUUUCACACAACAUUGAUUUUGUUACAUUCUUGCUGAAUGAAUAUAAUAUUCAAAUUGAUUUAGAAUGCUGUGGCGAAUAUAACAAUAUUGAAUCAUUUUUAGUUUCUUUUGAUCAAACUUAUGAUCUUAACAAAUUCUUUGUUUAUUCUACAAUAUUUAAUAUUUCAUCACUUUGUGAAUAUUUCCUUUUGAAUGGUGCAAACAUCAAUGCGAAAAAUAUAGAUGGGAAAACAGCUCUUCAUAUUGCUACAUCUAAAAUUAACAAUAAUAAAGAAAUAGUUGAACUUCUUCUUUCACAUGGUGCAAAUAUCAAUGAAAAAGAUAAUUAUGGGGCAACUGCUCUUCACAAAGCAGGAUACAAUAAUAAUAAAGAAAUAGUUGAACUUCUUCUCUCAAAUGGUGCAAAUAUUGAUGAGAAAAAUAGUUUUGGAAGAACAACUCUUCAUAAUGCAGCAUGCUAUAAUUGUCAAGAAAUAGCUAAACUUCUACUGUCACAUGGAGCAAAUAUCAAUGCUAGAGAUAAUGAUGGAAGAACCCCUCUUCAUUAUGCUACAGACAGUAAUAGAAAGGAAUUUGUUAAAUUACUUCUUUCUCAAGGGGCAAACAUCAAUGAAAAAGAUCUAAAUGAAAGAACCGCUCUUCAUAUUGCGGCGGCUAAUUGUAGUAAAGAAAUAGUUGAACUUCUUCUUUCAUAUGAUGCUAAAAUCGAUGAAAAAGAUAAAAACGGAAGAACUGCUCUUCAUAUUGCGACGAAGAAUUGUAGUAAAGAUAUAAUUGAACUUCUUCUUUCAUAUGAUGCAAAUAUCAAUGAAAAAGAUAAAUCGAUGGAAAAUAAAUGCGGAAAUACAGGACUAGAAAUGGCUAAGUGA
Trichomonas vaginalis G3 is the source of this 1578-nucleotide messenger RNA. Its product is annotated as ankyrin repeat and SOCS box-containing protein 4 family. The record is from RefSeq and is a predicted model, not a curated record. Bases 1 to 1578 code for a protein of 525 amino acids. Gene Ontology annotation, molecular function: protein binding. NCBI's taxonomy places the organism in Eukaryota, Parabasalia, Trichomonadida, Trichomonadidae. The transcript has a single exon.